AGAUUCGCAAAGGAGUACUAACCUUCUGCCUGUAACAGGUCCUGGUGCAAAUUCUACAGAAGUUCGCAUUAACCUUCCACCUGUAACAGGUCCUAGUGAGAGGAUUAAUGAUCCUAACAAAGUGUCCUUAGCAAAUUUUCAUUAUGAUGUAUUGU
This is a messenger RNA of Racocetra persica, 155 nucleotides long. NCBI's taxonomy places the organism in Eukaryota, Fungi, Glomeromycota, Glomeromycetes, Diversisporales, Gigasporaceae. The record is from the annotation of a GenBank genome assembly.